AUGACUUCAGAGUGGUUGACCCCUUCAACACGGUCAGAGCUCAUCGAGAACCUCGUCUCUGGAGUCGACCGUUACAAUCCUUCAAACGUCAGUAUACUAGAAGAUUAUCUCUAUCACCAAAUCAGAAGUGAAGAGUACGAUUGUCUGGCCAACUUGGCCAUUUUAAAGCUAUACCAAUUUAACCCAGAGCUUUACAACCCAGAUGUUGUCAUCAACAUCCUUAUAAAAGCACUCACAGCAUCCCCCCUCCCCGAUUUCAACCUCUGUAUAUCUCUUCUCGAUGAAAGACCAUUGAAUGCUCAACUUGACGAACCUGAUCCACUUCCCACUGUCCUUCCCAUUCUCAAAGGUCUCCACAGCCUUCUUUUCCGCUGCCGCUUCCCUGCUUUCUGGGAGAUUUACCAAUCUGCUGAACUCGAAAACCUUCGGGACAAUUAUACCGUUGAGGUGGCAGGAUUCGAGGAUGCCGUUCGUGCCGUAGCUAUUCGUGCUGUCAGAGCCACCUUCACUAGGAUCAGUUCAGAGAGACUAGGAUCAUAUCUGAACCUUUCUAGUUCUGAUCUGAUUGCCUACAUUCAGAAAUUGGGAUGGCCUGUUGACUCCUCAACCUCGGUUGUAACAAUACCGCCAAACCCAGACAACCAAAUUGAGGCAACAGUUGUGCAAGAAAGCGUCAAGCUUCCUCAAUUGACCAAGAUCAUCGCUCACUCGGUCGCCAAGGCAUAA
Psilocybe cubensis is the source of this 726-nucleotide messenger RNA. RefSeq lists its product as uncharacterized. Bases 1 to 726 code for a protein of 241 amino acids. Gene Ontology annotation, biological process: regulation of translational initiation. The record is from RefSeq and is a predicted model, not a curated record. The transcript is spliced from 5 exons. Gene Ontology annotation, cellular component: cytoplasm; eukaryotic translation initiation factor 3 complex. NCBI's taxonomy places the organism in Eukaryota, Fungi, Basidiomycota, Agaricomycetes, Agaricales, Agrocybaceae. Gene Ontology annotation, molecular function: ribosome binding; translation initiation factor activity.